Messenger RNA from Plectropomus leopardus (leopard coralgrouper), 2369 nucleotides. It is a transcript of the gene hibadha, whose product is annotated as 3-hydroxyisobutyrate dehydrogenase a. Gene Ontology annotation, molecular function: NADP binding; 3-hydroxyisobutyrate dehydrogenase activity; NAD binding. Lineage: Eukaryota; Metazoa; Chordata; Actinopteri; Perciformes; Serranidae. Gene Ontology annotation, cellular component: mitochondrion. Gene Ontology annotation, biological process: L-valine catabolic process. The record is from RefSeq and is a predicted model, not a curated record.
CUUGACAGCAGCUGUCACUGUACGCCGUGCCGAGGUCAAGGGGAAAAAAGCAUGGCUGCGCUGUUUAGAGGAUCGCGAAAUUUAUUAAGGUGGAAAAAGCAUGUCGACCUUGCUCUCGUGUCAACGCGAUCAAUGGCCUCAAAAACACCAGUGGGGUUUGUCGGUCUGGGAAACAUGGGCACACCCAUGGCCAAAAACCUGUUAAAAAACGGUUAUCCUGUUAUUGCCACUGAUGUCUUCCCUGAGUCCUGCAAGGAGCUGCAAGACAUCGGUGCACAGGUUGUAGACUCUCCAGCAGAGGUGGCUGAGAAAGCAGACCGCAUCCUCACAAUGCUACCCUCCAGUCCCAACGUCAUCGAAGUCUACACAGGCCCAAAUGGCAUCCUUAAGAAAGUGAAGAAGGGAACACUUUUGAUUGACUCCUCCACUAUCGACCCCGCUGUCUCAAGAGAGAUGGCAGUCGCUGCAGAGAAGAUGGGUGCCGUGUUCAUGGAUGCUCCAGUGUCAGGAGGUGUCGGGGCUGCCAGCAUGGCCAAACUGACCUUCAUGGUGGGUGGAGUGGAGGAGGAAUACUAUGCAGCACAGGAGCUUUUCACCUGCAUGGGAGCCAAUGUUGUCUACUGUGGACAGGUUGGCAGUGGACAGGCAGCCAAGAUCUGCAACAACAUGCUCCUGGCCAUUGGGAUGAUUGGGACCGCAGAGACCAUGAACCUCGGCAUUAGACUGGGUUUGGACCCCAAGCUGCUGGCAAAAAUCCUCAACAUGUCCUCAGGUCGUUGCUGGUCCAGCGACACAUAUAAUCCAGUCCCCGGCGUCAUGGAGGGAGUCCCCUCUGCUAACAACUACCAGGGCGGCUUUGGAACCACACUUAUGGCUAAGGAUCUUGGUUUGGCUCAAAAUACUGCCACCAACACUAAGACACCCAUCCCUCUGGGUUCCCUCGCCCACCAGAUCUUCCGAGUCAUGUGCUCCCGCGGCUACGCUAACAAGGACUUCUCAUCCGUCUUCCAAUAUCUGCGCGAGGAGGAAGGACAGUGAAUGGAAGCGGAAGCACAGCUGACUGUGAUGUUACCAUACAUAAACACACACAGACACACACACACACAUGCACACACACUACAGCCACACACCCCAGUGCCCCUUAUCCCACUAUGCUCAGGAGAGACUAAGGCAUUGCCCUCAGGCUCAGAUCUGCGGUCCAAUUAACAUACUGUGUGUCGGCACAUGUCCCUUUGUCGCAUUAUCUGAAUCAUAUUUUCAAUUCACGGCUCUACCUCUGCAUGGGGGAAAUGCUAAAGCUGACCUUAGAUCACGAUCUAGAGGCAAAGCAACUCUCUUCAGUCUGGGCUGAGAGGCCUGAGCGGAAAACAAGAGGUAGGAUGAGGCACUGCUGGUUUAUGUAUACCAAUGCAAAUAAUAUGUGGUUUUCGGGAUGACUGAUAAGUAAUAAAUGCAUGGUUGUUAAAAGUUUAAGUACGCUUUUGUCGGGUUAUGCAAGGUCCGCGAGGAUUCACACAGUGACAGAAAUUUCAUUGAAGAGACAGCGCAAGAGAGUGCAGAGCUUGGGUUACUCUUUUUUUCUACCAGAGUAAAACAUCCCAUACUCAUAGUCUUACAUCAAAGGCAACAAAAACUAGCCACACAAUUCGCAGUUCAUUUGUUUUGUUACAUGUUUUUGGCAGAAAGGCAGUGUUAUUUAAUCAGCUACUAGUUACCUCGGUCAUCCUGCCAGAACACUUUCAUUUGUUAAAAUCUUUUUUUUUCAGUCAUCCAAUUAAACUUUUUACCUCUUGGAUACACUAGACUGACAGUAAUUUCAUGUUUUAACAACAUUGACAUCAGUACUCACUGGACCGGACUACUUCUUCUUGUUUAAAUAUUGUGACAUACUGUAUAUCUGGUUAUUUUUGUACUGUGUGCAUCGCAGUGCGAUGUGCCGGCCCAUUUUGAUACAGUUACAGAACCUCUUUGAACUUACCUCGAUUCUCUACUGUCUACAUCUGCUUAUCGAGCCAACAGAGUAUUAUUUUGUGACCAAUGCUGUUUGACUUUUAUAGUUUUCACAACAAAAUGUUCACUGUCUAGCACUUUCUCUCGCCCGUUUCGAAUUUAAUUUAAAGUCUGUCCUCUCAUAUUUCUCCUCUAUCUCUGUCUGUCUUUCAGCUUGUGUACGACAUCUGUGUCAAGUGUGAGCAAGGAACUGUUCCUCCCUGCUCUGAGCAAAUGUACAUAAUGUAUAUUUCAUAUUGUUGUGUAGUAUUGAAGAGGCGUCUAAAUGGACUGUAAUUUUUUGUAGUAAAAUUCAUUAAUAGUGUCUACAGUUUGUCUGUGAAACAGAUCUUCAGUCACACUGUAGCCUAAAAUAAAAG